AUAUUUUAUGAUAUUUUUCAUAUUUCUGCAUCUCGCUCCCAUGUGAAGCAGAAGUAAGAAACUGGAGAUGAAAUUCAAGUCACCGACGAUCUUCUUCUUCCUUCUCUCUUUUUCCGCCGCCGUGUCCUCAACCGCCGACCGGUGCGCCGCCGAAUUCCGGCCGGACCGACGGAAUUUAAGAUCCGAUCAAAUCACGGUCCUCAUCAACGGCUAUUACGAGUCCCGCAUCCCCCUCCUCCAAUCAAUAGCCUCCACGUACGCCGCAUCCCCAUUCGUACGCGCCGUGCUCGUUCUUUGGGGAAAUCCCUCAACCCCAAGAGAAACCCUGACUCAAUUGGCUCGAAACCUCACCGCCGGACCAAUUUCCCUAAUUCGCCAAUCUUCAAACAGUCUCAACGCUCGAUUUCUCCCCCGCAGGUCCAUCGAAACCGGCGCCGUUUUGAUCUGCGACGACGAUGUCGAAAUCGACACGAAAUCGCUCGAAUUCGCGUUCAGAAUUUGGGGGAGAAACCCCGAACGACUUGUCGGCUUCUUCGUCCGGUCGCACGAUAUAGACCUCUCGAAGAGGGAAUGGAUCUACACCGUUCAUCCAGACAAGUACUCGAUCGUGCUCACCAAGCUCAUGAUCCUGAAAACAGAGUAUCUGUUCGAGUACAGCUGCGGCGGCGGAGAGGCGAUGGCCGACAUGAGGAGAGUUGUCGAUCGGGCGCGUAAUUGCGAGGAUAUCUUGAUGAAUUUCGUGGUGGCCGACAUGUCGAACGCCGGGCCUAUACUGGUUGCGGCGCAGAGGAUCAGGGAUUGGGGGGAUCCACGGAAUGAUGAUGGCCACGAACGGCUGGGAUUGACUGAGGUGGGGCUGAGUAAUAGGAAAGGGCAGCAUAGGAAGAGAAGGGGACGGUGCAUAACGGAGUUUCAUAGACUGUUGGGGAGGAUGCCGUUACGGUAUAGUUACGGAAAGUUCGUUAAUUCAGUUGGCGAGCAAGGUCUAUGUAGAAAAGGAGGGAAAUUGGUCCCCUGUGAUCAAAAUAUCUGAAAAUAAAUUAAUUAUUGUACAUAUAUAUUUAGAGUAUAUAACUUUUUUUUUAUCA
Messenger RNA from Momordica charantia (bitter melon), 1088 nucleotides. RefSeq names its product Nucleotide-diphospho-sugar transferases superfamily protein. Gene Ontology annotation, molecular function: glycosyltransferase activity. NCBI's taxonomy places the organism in Eukaryota, Viridiplantae, Streptophyta, Magnoliopsida, Cucurbitales, Cucurbitaceae. Gene Ontology annotation, cellular component: membrane. The record is from RefSeq and is a predicted model, not a curated record.